Messenger RNA from Anastrepha obliqua, 1992 nucleotides. RefSeq names its product mitochondrial uncoupling protein 4 (gene Ucp4A). Gene Ontology annotation, cellular component: mitochondrial membrane. NCBI's taxonomy places the organism in Eukaryota, Metazoa, Arthropoda, Insecta, Diptera, Tephritidae. The record is from RefSeq and is a predicted model, not a curated record. Gene Ontology annotation, biological process: response to cold; mitochondrial transport. The transcript has 5 exons. Bases 326 to 1363 code for a protein of 345 amino acids.
AUUUUAUUGUGCCAUGAGUGGCGACAACCAGAGCAUAUUUACUCCAACCAGUUUAUUGUUUUUAAUUUUAUUUUCUCAUUCAAUAAUUUUUUGCUCUCGUGAUAGAGGUUAUUGAAUUAUUGAUAAGAACCGAAAUUAUUUGCUACCGCUAAGACGUGCCCCAUUUAAAUAAGUAAAUUCGAGUGGCUACGGAACAGUGCGUUAGUAGAGCAUUAAAUUGGCUGAUUGCAUUUGUACAUACACAUAUGUACAUGAUUUGUUUGAGGGGAUUCAUUAUGUAAAGUCCGUUUGUGAUAAAAAAAAAAGUUAUAACUAAAGUCUCACGAUGCAAAACCAGACUCAGAAUACAUCGGCUGCAGAGCCACCUCCUUCGUCACCACCACCAGCGCCAGCCUCUACACGCAAUCAACUACGUCCUGUCAAAUAUGAUUAUGCAGAUUCAUUCGCUUGUACUUAUGUGGUGUCAGUAGUAGCUGCCUCCAUAGCCGAGCUAGCCACAUAUCCUCUGGAUUUAACCAAAACACGUUUGCAGAUUCAGGGCGAAGCAGCGGCCGUCGAUUUAAAGUCGAAUAAAAGCUUGAAUCCCAAGUAUCGUGGUAUGAUUGCGACUGCCUUCGGUAUCGUCAGGGAGGAGGGGACAAUGAAACUGUGGCAAGGUGUUACGCCCGCACUGUACCGACAUGUCGUCUAUAGCGGCGUACGCAUAUGUAGCUAUGACUUUUUGCGUCGCAAGUUGGGCAACGAUGAGAACGGCAUUAUCACGUUGCCACUGUGGAAAUCUGCCCUUUGUGGUGUAUCAGCAGGUGCAGUGGCACAAUGGUUAGCCUCGCCAGCUGAUCUCGUAAAGGUACAAAUUCAAAUGGAAGGCAAACGCCGAUUAAUGGGCGAACCUGCGCGCGUCCAUGGCGCGGUGCAUGCUUUCAAAGAUAUUGUACGCCGUGGCGGCAUAGCCGGCCUGUGGAAAGGUAGCAUACCGAAUGUGCAACGCGCUGCACUUGUUAAUCUUGGUGAUCUCACAACAUAUGACACUAUUAAGCGAAUGAUUAUGAUCAAAUUAAAUAUGCCUGACUGCCAUACUGUGCAUGUGCUCUCCUCAAUUUGUGCUGGGUUUGUGGCAGCGAUAAUGGGCACUCCAGCAGAUGUGGUAAAGACAAGAAUAAUGAAUCAACCGACGGACGAUAAGGGCAGAGGAUUACUCUAUAAAGGUUCUGUAGAUUGCCUACGCCAAACAGUGAAUAGGGAAGGAUUUAGUGCACUUUAUAAGGGCUUCUUGCCGUGCUGGAUACGUAUGGCACCAUGGUCUCUAACGUUCUGGCUGUCGUUUGAGCAGAUUCGUAGCAUGAUCGGUGCUUCUGGUUACUAGUUAUUUUUGUGGAACCUUAGUGUACUCAUAUAAAGUGUUUUAUAGGCGUGGCAGGCGUUAUUGCAAGCAUUCAAGCUUUUCUCAAGUGAUCGGAAUAGUAAAACGUUCUUACAAUUGUUAAUUUCAGUUAAAUACGUUUACCCCAUACUAAGUACGAAAAUGCAAUUUGAUAUAUUCUCUCUGUGCACAUUUAUUAUAUGUAUAUUAGAUAGCUAACAAUAUUGCAUCUAUUUUUUUAUACGCAUGCAUUCAGCUGGAAAAUUGAAAUGUUUGUAAAAAUGUGAACAACUCAUUGCAAACGACGUCAAGUGUAACAACCAAUAAACCCCGGUCGGGCAGCAGCAACGAUAAGAUUAACAAUUAUUUUUAGUGUACAAAUGUACGUAGACUGUUAAAAAGCUAUUUUAUAUGCAUAUGUACGUAUUUUGGUCCUUUAUGGAUAAGGCAGGAUUUGUGUAUUUAUUGAUUACUUCGUACAUACAUUAUAAAAAGUUAAAAUUGAACUAAAUUAUUUGAAGCCUUAUACGCUGCACUGCAGAGCUAUAUUUAAGUAAUUCAGGUGACAAUAUCAUAUUGUACAAUGUAAAUAAAAAUAAAUAAGUUUUUUACGUACGUAUUAAUAUCAACAA